This is a messenger RNA of Gambusia affinis (western mosquitofish), 5306 nucleotides long. RefSeq names its product neuronal PAS domain protein 4a (gene npas4a). Gene Ontology annotation, molecular function: RNA polymerase II transcription regulatory region sequence-specific DNA binding; protein dimerization activity; DNA-binding transcription factor activity, RNA polymerase II-specific. The record is from RefSeq and is a predicted model, not a curated record. The transcript has 8 exons. The coding region runs from base 304 to 3003 and encodes 899 amino acids. NCBI's taxonomy places the organism in Eukaryota, Metazoa, Chordata, Actinopteri, Cyprinodontiformes, Poeciliidae. Gene Ontology annotation, biological process: regulation of transcription by RNA polymerase II.
GUCCCUCAACCAGAUUUACGGGUUCCGGACAUCUGAGCCAGAAGAGACGGCGAUCUGCAGCCGCCGAUUCACCUGCACUCCGAAAGGAGGGACGAAGGGAGAAGGUUUUUACCAAUAAACCUUGCUCUGGAGAAAAAGAAACAGCUGAGAUGAAAGUCCAAUAGCACAUCUUCUUUUUCUUCCCCUCACUUCUACAAACCUGUCUGCGACGGGAAACUUCAGCAGAUCUUCUAACAGCGCUCUGCUUUACAACUUUUCGCCCGGAGGGACGCUGACGGCUCGCCGCAGCAGCAACAGACCACGAUGUACCGCUCAACGAAAGGGGCGUCCAAGGCGCGACGGGACCAGAUCAACGCGGAGAUCCGAAACCUGAAGGACCUGUUGCCCAUCUCUGAUGCAGAUAAAGCGCGGCUCUCGUAUCUGCACAUCAUGUCCCUGGCCUGCAUGUACACCAGGAAGUCCGUCUUCUUCACCCAAGAAGCGGGAUCUGCUGGUAGUGACGAGGAGAGAGCUGCGUUUCUGUCUUUUCACGAGCUUUCGGAGCUGAUGCAGGCGAUGCCGGGCUUCCUGAUGCUGCUUACCGGAGAAGGGAAGCUGCUCUACCUGUCUGACAGCGUCUCCGAGCACCUCGGACACUCCAUGGUGGAUCUUGUGGCACAAGGUGACAGCGUUUAUGAUAUAAUCGACACUGCAGAUCACUUCAUCAUGAGGACCAACCUGUCUGCUUCCACAUCACUUGAGAUGGACCGUCUCUUUCGCUGCCGUUUCAACACUUCCAAGUCGGUGCGGAGGCAGAGUGCUGGAAAUAAGCCGGUUCUGAUCCGCGCUCGCUGCCUCGCUCCACCCUCCACCGCCAGCUCCUACUGGACCUCCAACCCGGUGUGGGUGUGUUUCUGCACCCCGCUGGAGCCCCAGCCCACACGCUCCGGGUCGGGGCCAGACAGGGACGCGACCUCUGCCCUCCCGCUGGCCGAGACCAACCUGUUUCUGGCGUGUUUCCACUCCCAGCACGGCCGAGACAUGAGGCUCCAGGCGGCACAGGACAGCAUGACUGUGUAUCUGGGCUACGAUGUGACAGCUUUACGCUCCCGCUCCUGGUACGGCCUCCUCCACCCACAGGAUCUGUCACACGCCUCUGCUCAGCACCGCAGCCUGUUGAGGGAAGGUGGAGAGGGCAGAGCUGAGAUGGUGGUUCGUGUUCAGGCUCACGAUCUGUCCUGGGUUUGGCUCUACAUGGUGCUUCAGCUGCAGCACGGAGACAUUCCCAUCAGCAGCAACAACUACAUCAUCAGUGACUCUGAAGCUUGGUCGGUGCGCCAGCAGCUCAGCUCCGAGCAGACCCAGCUGACCCUGGUUCUGAGCGCCGGCCCGUCUCAGCCAGAGGGCCUGAGCCUGCAGUCUCCAGAGACCCUGUCCAGCCCAGACCAGGUGUUCACGCCCGGUAGCAGCGGUCUGUCCGCCCAGUCCUUCGACUUCAGCACGACCGGCUGCAGCGUCGGCUCCUCGGACGAGCCGGGCAGCUCCAUCGCCGAGCCCAUGCAGCUGGAGGGAGACCCUCGCUCCAGCAUCUCCUCUCUGGAGGAGGACAGCUUCUUCCAGCCGCCACCGACAGAAACCCUCUCCGCCGCGUCUUCGCCGACUCCCGUCACGGUGGAGACAGUAGCAGAUUUGGACUUUUUAACCCAGAACAUUCUCCUGCCUCCGUCCUUCCAGCUCGACCCGCCGCUGCCGCUGCCCACCUCUCAGGCUCAGCAGACCAAAGAGUUUGUGUGCACCCCGCCGUACACGCCGCAGGUCGGAGGAACCAGCUUCCAGUUCAACGAGCCGCUCUUCAGCUUCGACCCCACAGGCACCACAACGCCUCCUCCCUCUGCUACGACCACCACCUCCUCCACCUCGCUGGCGCCCUCCGCCUCCUCCACAGCCCCGCCCACUACGAACCCCAGCCCCGCUCCGCCCACCACCCUCUCCACCAAGCUGCCCCUGUCUUUGCCCGCCCUCUCCACUGACCUGCUGUUCCCCGUUGAGACGUGCAGCAGCGCCCUGUACGAGAAGCUGCCCCCCACGCCCGACAGUCCAGGAGACGGAGAUUGCACGGUAAUGACUCUGCCGGAGGUCCGCGGGCCGCUUUACGUUGACGUGCCGCUCGGGCCCCUCCAGUGUCCCCCUGAAGGCCUGCUGACCCCUGAGGCUUCACCCGGCAAACAGCCCUGCCUCACCUUCUUCUCAUUGGAGCGGGAGAAGGAACGGGCGGAGAUUUCCCUUCUGGCUCAACACAUCAGCUCCCUGGCUGAGGGUUUCUACCUGGAUCCUCUUUUGUCCAAACUGUCCCCCUCCUCCUCGCCUCCGUCGCCCUUCCUGUCCCCGGCUAUCGAAGCGACGGAUCCAGUCCACAUGCUGAGGGAGUUUUAUCCCGUAAAAACGUGGAGAGGUCUGGACAUCCCCAUCUUCCUCGAUGACGAUGAGUCUCUGUUUGAAGAGAACAUCCUAGAAACGAUCCUGCAAGACGACUUCGCUCCCAACCUCUCUGCCCCCUCCAGCCCCACCUCUCCACACACCCCAGUGUGUUGGCACCAACCCUCCCAGUUUGAGGGAGCGGGCCACAUCUGUAGCGUCCAAUCGGCGCAAUGUAACUCCGUGGCCAGACGUGGGGCGAGCGUGGCGACGACGGACGGGGAGGGGCUGGCGGAGGAAGCGAUGGAGAUGGAGGUGGAGUUGGCGUCGUCUCCCGUGUCGUCUUGCUCCUCCAUCCCUGCUUCCCCUCCCCUCAUCCUCACCGCCUCCCCGAGCCCAGCCGCCGCCAUGCCCGUCGCCUCGCCCACGCCCGCCGUGUCUUGCACUCAGUCCCUCCUGGAGGAACUGGCCGUCCUGGAACCCAUGUUUGGGGCAGGUGCCUCGAUCGCCCCUGGCUUAGGGCAACAACCUGAGUUGUAUCAACUCCAAUGUCAUCCAUCGCCACAGUGCUUCCACAAAGAUGGGAGUGGAAGUGUUCCUCCGUUCUAAAAUAAGUCUGUGACUUACUUCAUUAAGUAUGGCAUAUUGUCAUAUUUUGUGGAGACCCUUUUACUGAAAAGUAAAAAACAAUUAAGUGUAUAAAUAUACAUAAUGUAUAUACAACUUAAGGACUUCAUCUCCUACAUGUCUGCUAAGAACAAAGAUUGGCUAUAUAUUUUUGUUCAAUCAUUUCUUCUGUGUAAUACUGCAAAAAAACAAAAACAAAAACAAAACAACAAAAAAAAAACUACAAAAAAAAACUAACAAAAAAACAACUGGUGCCAGAUUCACAUGAUGACUGAGUGGACCCAGAACUCCCUGGGUUCUGGCUCCAUUUGGGGAUCACUCAGUUAGAGGUGCACCGACUGCAGUUUUCAGGUUACCGAUCUUUAAAAAAGCCUGACCUGCCGAUGCCAAUUUUGACUGGUAACGAUUUUUACUGCUUGAAACGUUGCUAAAUAAACGUUUCAGUCUGCAGACACGUCCUGCUGGGUGGCCAGUGGUUGAUUUUUAGUUGAUCAGAUCCCAAAUUUAAGAAAAUCGGGUCGGACUUAUCGGCAGAUCAGUUUAUCGGUGCACCUCUACUCUCCAGAGCUUCAGAGACGAUCAAACUCCAGAUACGUAUGUGUAUUCACUCGUAGUGAAAUAUCUGUUGUGAACAAAAACAAAUGAUGCAUUUCUUGCUAUUUCAGUAGUGGGAUGAAUCAUAGCACUUUUUUGCCUGACAUGCAGCAACGCAAACCCAAACCUCAAACGUUACAGGAAGUCAAAUGUUUACAAUCGUUUACAACCUAAGUGCGAAAACAAUCAGUAGACGGAGAGAGAGAGAGAGAAAAAAUAUUUCUUGUCUUAAAUCUUCUGAUUUAGUUCCCAGAACCAGACAAGUUCUGGUUUAAACGCCUUCCAAAAACGUAGAAAUGGAAUUGAAACCGAGAUACUUUGAGCUUUGAGUUUGCGACUUUUAAACCUUUAACAUCUCAUGGUUAUCGCUCCAUCUGAAAUCUUGUGUAUCGAUGUGAUUUGCAAACAAAAAGAAAACAUGAAGAACUGGACUCUGAUCAUGCCACAAACCCUCUGCUACUCUGUACUGUACAUUAAGACUCUGAAUGUGGACUCAUCAGGUCCUCCUCCUCCUCUUCUUCUUUCCCUGCUUUUGGCUGUGGGGCAGUCGGCUGGAUAUUCUUGCAGCAUCAAUAUUUGCAAUGCUGGCAGCUUAUAGCGGCUCCUGUGUGCCUGAAACGGCCCCUGAACUCUGAACUCUUCGUCCACUCCGAACGAGUGGACGGUCGGCAUCGCGGCUCCACUGGAGCGCGGUGCAGCGAGGCACAAAUUUAUGGGAUACCGUCUGUAACUUUACGCAGUGAAAAACUAACAGUGAACAUUUGGUUUGUUUAGCCAGGUGGAGAGAAAAAAAACAUGUGGAUGUUCAUUUUUCAAAGUUAUUUUUUCACAAUAUUAUUCCAUACAUUUAUAAAUGUCAGAGUUUGGAGAUAAAUAUUUCAUUUUGAAAACUAAACAUUUAACUCAGACUAAAACAUUUAGUUAAAAACUAAACAUUUAGAUUUUAGACUUGUGAAUUAAAUAUUUAGUUUGGAACUCUGAGAUUUAUAAAUGUAGGAAUAAUAUGUUUAAAAUAUGACUUUGAAAAUUAAACAUUCUCAUUUUUUUCCUUGUUACCGGGUAAAUAAACAAAAUCACUGCUGUUAAUGUUUUACAGUGUGACUUCACAAACGGCACUCCAUACAAAUUGACUAUGUUGAACGAGCGAUUCUUCUUUUUUGAGAGGGGUUUAGAAUACAAAAAGGUUUUGUUUUAAAAAAAUGAAAACUGGGGGGGACGGGUGCUAUUUCUAUUCAGUUACCAAACGACACGGGUUGAGAAUGGUACAAUUCCCAUGGUGUCGACAUGCUCACGUAGAGUUGUCUACGGUCAAGUAAAGGAUUGAUUCCUACGUUCUAGCUAUUCAAGGCUAAGUUAAUAUACAUGUGUAAAAAUUAUACUUCUGUAUGUGUGAUAUUUGAAGAAAAAAAAAGCUAUUUCAUAUGCGUUACAUCUCAGGAUGUAGGCAUAUGUUCUUUUCUGAAAGGUUGUACACAUUUGUACAUUUGUAUGAAACAGCUACUGGUCUGUACAUACAGAAGAGAGAGAUUUUUAUCGCAUAAGAUGGAAUAUAUUCUGAACAUCUUAUUGUUAUUCUUAUUAUUUACUGCAGAAUGGACAUUGUGAACCAGUGUUCUAUUGUGAUGCUUAUAAGUGUAUUUGGUUGUCAUACAAAUGCAUUUAUAUUAAAGUGCACUUAAUGCUGCUGAUGC